AUGGACGCAGGAGAUGAAUAUUCAAACUUAAAACGUUUGGAGACAGGCAGCAGUAAAAUACGUAACAAUAAACGUCACAACCAACAACAACAAAAGAAAAAUUCUCAACAACAACGACAAACUCAAAAGGAAAGAAGUAAAAAUAACGACAAACGUAAGUCAAACCUUAAAUAUCAAAAAGAGCAGGAAAAAACUAUAGAUAAAAAAACACAUAAAUUAGCAAGUAGAGGUAAGACUAAUGAGAUAAAAAUUCAAUGUAUUGGCGAAGAAAUAGCUGAAGAUGUCAGAUCAAUUGCAAGCAUCACAACAAAUCUGGCAUCUGAAAGCGAGGAAACAAGUGACGAUUCCUCCUUCUGUCGGCAUUGUUUGCGUCCACAGUCUGAAUUGCAAUUACGUUUUAUAAAACAACGUCAACGUAUGAAGGAGCAGCAACAGCAACAACAGCAACAGCAAAAACAACAACAACAGAAUCACCACAGGCAACGCAAACGCAGCAAACACAGACAACAACAAAAUCGUCAAAAUCGUCAUAACAGAAGUAAAAGUAAUCGUAGAGACGCAAGACAAGGUACGAAUCAAAUACUGCCAACACGGCGCGUAGACUUAAAUGCUGCCAAUGAAGAAGCUAUACGUUUUCGUUGUCCACAAGUUGGACCGCAAUUUGGACGUGACGUUCACCUGCCGCCAAUGCAUUUUCACCAUCCGCAAAUACAGCAACAAUUCGCAUAUCAACAGCAACAGCAAUUGCAACAAUAUCAAUAUACACACCCAUACAUCUAUACACACACACAUACACAUCAACAUCAAUAUCAACCACAACAACAACAACACUGUACAAUUAUCACAAUUGAAUGCGAACCAAAUGAACAACAUAAUCAAAAUGCAAAUCAAAAAUUAUCGCCAACUUUAACUGCCACAGCAACUACCAAUGGACAAUGUUGCACCCAAAGCUUACGUACAAAAACUAGUACGGCUGGUAGCAGCUACAGUAGCCGACAUGUCAGUCCGGCGCAUAUCGGUUCCACUGUCGCUGCUGACGAGUCACGGCAACAGCAGCAACAUUUUUCACAACUGCCACUAGCACAGUCAGCCACAGCCAGCAGUGAUGUUGCUGCUGUCGUUGGACCAGAAGUUGAAGAGCAACGACAAGACCGGGAACCAACAACUCCUGACUCACCUUCGCUAGUAAAGGUGCGCACUUGGUACACUGUGGCAAAACAGGGUGUCUCCUGCUAA
This is a messenger RNA of Teleopsis dalmanni, 1236 nucleotides long. Its product is annotated as transcription factor SPT20 homolog. The transcript is spliced from 2 exons. Lineage: Eukaryota; Metazoa; Arthropoda; Insecta; Diptera; Diopsidae. The record is from RefSeq and is a predicted model, not a curated record. Bases 1 to 1236 code for a protein of 411 amino acids.